This is a messenger RNA of Rhagoletis zephyria (snowberry fruit fly), 702 nucleotides long. RefSeq lists its product as uncharacterized. Lineage: Eukaryota; Metazoa; Arthropoda; Insecta; Diptera; Tephritidae. The record is from RefSeq and is a predicted model, not a curated record.
UCGAAAAAAGUCGUUGUAUUGAGAUUUCUGAUAUUCCCCAUCCAAAUUAUAAACCAGCACUUCCAAAGGAAUCGUUAUGUCAGCCAUCUGGGAGAAAAUAUGUGAAGUUUUCUCGACGCUUGUUCGGCCGUCCCGUCGCAAAACGCGCGUCUCGUUCAGCCCCAGCACAUUGCAUCGCGAAAUUAUACGUCACACGAAACUUUCGGCCUCACCAAAUCCAUUCUUUAAUUUUCUUGCCGAAGUACGCAUGAAGGCCAGUGGUGGGGAACUCACACGGCCAGGCUGUGGUCCGAUGUCACCACGCGAGAGUACACGCCUCGCAAAAACGGCAGGGCGCUUAUGGAAUGCAAUGUCAGAUGAACAAAAGCAGCCCUAUAGGAGUAUUGCACUGGAGCAGCGUAAACUGAAGCGGUUGCGUGGUCGACGGCGGCGUUCUAAUUUAUAUGCGCGCAGGCGUAGAAAACGCAGGAGUCCGGUACAGUGCGACUUUUUGUUGCCACCACAAAAUCGAACCAAAUCGCAAAAGGAUACAACGCGGUCAUCAAAUACGUCAAUAAGUAGUAGCACCUGUGAUGGCGAUGGCAAUGCUGCAGACACCGGCAGUGUUUGUUCGGAUGGAGGGGAGAGCAAAAUUUUGUGCUAAAUUUAUGUUUGUUAUUGUACACUCUUUGUCAAUGAAUUGGUUGCAUUUGGUGUGUUCAU